AUGGAGGGCAGUCAACAGAGAAACAGACUGAGACUGAGGCCCUUCGACAGCAAAUGGGUAUCUACGGUGGCGAGCAUAUGGAUACAGUGCACCAGCGGCUCCCUCUACUCUCAGACCCUGAAGACCACACAGGGCUAUGAUCAGUCGACCCUCGACACCGUUUCAGUGUUCAAGGACUUUGGAGCCGACUGUGGGGUCCUCUCUUGA
Prunus armeniaca (apricot) is the source of this 207-nucleotide messenger RNA. Lineage: Eukaryota; Viridiplantae; Streptophyta; Magnoliopsida; Rosales; Rosaceae. The record is from the annotation of a GenBank genome assembly.